AAACGAAACUAGGUUCGCCAGUUGUAAUGAGUGCCAUCGGUCUUGAUAAACACAACGACUCCGAGGCUCACUCAGUGCCCCGGUCGGCCAGUCCCCACUCCUCCUCCCAUGGCAGCCGUGCUCCCGCUCCUCCUCCCCCUCCUAGCCCUCGCGCUCCCCGCCGCCACUAACGCGCUCACCGCCGACGGACAGGCGCUGCUCUCCUUCAGGGCCGCCGUCCUGCAGGACCCCACGGGGGCCCUCGCCGACUGGAACGCGUCCGAUGCCGACCCCUGCUCCUGGAACGGCGUCGCUUGCGACGGCGCCGGCACCGGCACCCGCCGGGUCGUCGCGCUCUCUCUUCCCAGGAAGGGUCUCGUCGCCGCCCUACCGGCGUCCGCGCUCCCGGCCUCCCUCCGCCACCUCAACCUCCGGAGCAACCGCCUCUACGGCGCCCUGCCCCCCGCGCUCCUCGCCGGCGCCGCGGGGCUCCAGAGCCUCGUCCUCUACGGGAACGAGCUCUACGGGCCCGUCCCCGCGGAGCUCGGGGACCUCCCCUACCUCCAAAUCUUGGACCUCUCCUCCAACUCCCUCAACGGCUCUCUCCCCGGGUCGAUCCUGAAAUGCAGGCGCCUUCGCAGGUUGUCCCUCGGCCGGAACAACCUCACGGGCCCGAUCCCGCCGGGGUUAGGCCGGGAGCUCUCGGCGCUGGAGCAGCUCAAUCUGUCUCACAACCGCUUCUCCGGCGCCAUCCCGGAUGACAUCGGGAACCUGUCCAGGCUCGAGGGGACGGUGGACCUCUCGCACAAUGGCUUCUCCGGGCCGAUUCCGGCGAGCCUUGGGAAAUUGCCGGAGAAGGUCUACAUUGAUCUCUCGCAUAACAAUUUGUCAGGGCCAAUUCCGCAGAGCGGGGCGCUUGAGAACCGUGGCCCCACGGCGUUCAUGGGCAACCCAGGGCUGUGUGGGCCGCCGCUCCAGAACCCGUGCUCUCCGCCGUCGUCCAGCCCGUUUGUUCCAAAGGAUGGGGAGCCGGCGCCAGCCGGGAGUGGGAGGAGCAAGGGGUUGGGGAAGGCUGCCAUUGUGGCCAUUGUUCUCAGUGAUGUGGUAGGGAUCUUGAUCAUUGCCCUGGUCUUCUUCUACUGCUAUUGGAAGACAGUUACCCCCAAGGACAAGGGACAGGGUAAAGAGUCGAGGUCUAGUAAGGAUUGUGGCUGUUUCAGCAGGGACGAACCCCCGACUCCAUCAGAGCAGGCAGAGCAGUACGACCUCGUGGUGUUGGACCAGAAAGUGAGGUUUAAUCUUGAUGAGCUGCUCAAGGCAUCAGCAUUUGUGCUCGGGAAGAGUGGGAUCGGUAUUGUAUAUAAGGUAGUUCUUGAGGAUGGGCUCACCAUGGCUGUGAGGCGGCUUGGCGAGGGGGGAUUGCAAAGGUUUAAGGAGUUUCGGACUGAGGUUGAGGCUAUUGGCAAGGUCCAGCAUCCCAACAUUGUUACCUUGAGGGCCUACUACUGGUCGUUUGAUGAGAAGUUGCUGAUAUAUGAUUACAUCUCGAAUGGCAGCCUCUCUUCAGCAAUUCAUGGUAAAGCUGGAACAAUGACGUUCACACCAUUGACAUGGAAUGCACGUCUAAAGAUCAUGAAAGGAGUUGCAAAUGGGAUGUCUUUCUUGCAUGAAUUUAGUCCCAAGAAGUAUGUGCACGGGGACUUGAGGCCGAACAAUGUCCUUCUUGGAACGGACAUGGAACCAUACAUUUCAGAUUUCGGCCUCGGGCGACUAGCAAACAUUGCUGGUGGAGCACCUUCUUCGCAAUCAGAUAGGAUUGGCGUCGAAAAGGCUCAGAGUCUGCUGCCAGAUUCUUCAUUGAGCCCUCUUGUGAGCAAAGAAGGUUCAUGCUACCAAGCACCAGAAGCGCUGAAAACACUGAAACCAUCGCAGAAAUGGGAUGUCUAUUCCUAUGGUGUGAUCUUGCUCGAAAUGAUUACUGGUAGAUCGCCCGUCGCUCUCUUGGAAACUAUGCAGAUGGAUCUUGUCCAGUGGGUCCGGUUCUGUAUAGAAGAGAAGAAACCAUCCGCUGAUGUGCUCGAUCCUUUCCUCGCCAGGGACUCGGAACAGGAGGGUGAGAUGAUAGCUGUACUCAAAGUCGCUCUCGCUUGUGUUCAUGCUAAUCCUGAGCGAAGACCGCCAAUGAGAAAUGUGGCAGAAACCUUGGAGCGCCUGAGUGCUUCAGUUUCAAGCUAGAAAAACACUACCACGAAAGGGCAGCGAUAUAGUUGCAGUAAACAUGUGAUGGUUGCACAGCUCAAGCAUGGCAAAGAAGGUUAGGGGAACAGCAAGCGACUUAAUUAACCAUGUAAAAUUAUCAUUUUCUAUGUGGGCUCUUAACAAGUUAGGUACCUACCAUGUGUUAACUUUUCUUCUUCUUUGGGAGCAGAGCAUGUUGUUUCUUCUUCUUUGGGAGCAGAGCAUGUUGUUUCUUCUUCUUUGGGAGCAGAGCAUUUAGGUUAGUUUGCUAGUACUCUGUGAGAAGGAAUUCUGUGCACUGCUGCAGUUAGUUAACUCAGCGAUGAAGGUACCACGUGGUUGAUCAGUUGAAGACUUGCAAUGAAAUUCCUUUCCUGA
Molecule: messenger RNA, 2595 nt
Organism: Hordeum vulgare subsp. vulgare (domesticated barley)
Lineage: Eukaryota; Viridiplantae; Streptophyta; Magnoliopsida; Poales; Poaceae
Product: receptor protein kinase-like protein ZAR1
Exons: 2
Coding region: 109-2214 (701 amino acids)
Biological process (GO): protein phosphorylation
Molecular function (GO): ATP binding; protein kinase activity; protein binding
Source: RefSeq, a predicted model, not a curated record